Messenger RNA from Naegleria gruberi, 2544 nucleotides. RefSeq lists its product as uncharacterized. The record is from RefSeq and is a predicted model, not a curated record. NCBI's taxonomy places the organism in Eukaryota, Heterolobosea, Eutetramitea, Acrasida, Naegleriidae. Bases 1 to 2544 code for a protein of 847 amino acids. The transcript has a single exon.
AUGCAAUCAUUCCUCUUCUCAAAAACCACUAAAAUAGAGAAUCGAUUGAAUUCUCUAACUGAUUUACAAAAUUAUCAUGGCAAAAUUAAAACCUUCAUUAGAUCAGAGGUUGAUAAGAAUUUGAUCACUUUUCAAAAAAGCCAAAAUUGUAUUACAAAAUUAUUACAAUGCUAUGAAUUUGAUAGUAAACCAUUCAUAGAUGAAGAAUUAUUCUCUAUCAAUCCUAAAGAUGAUAGAAAAUUAACUUGUAUGAAAAUUAUGAUUCUAAUAUUCCACUUUGAUAUGAUGACUAAAUGUGAGAGAAUGAUUCGUACAUUUGAUCCAUUCUAUUGUUUUAUUGAAGAUGAAGCGAUUCCUCAAGUAUUUGAUUGUGUAAAAAGAAUAACUAGUUUUGAAAAUGAUCCAAACUUGCAAAGUCCAGUUUGGUUUGAUACUGAAUUGAGUUCUUUAGAAAGGUGGCAACAAUUUAUUUUGCACCUUCUUAUUCGAAUGCAGGUGGAUGUUUUGAAAUGCUAUACAAAUAUUAAUUGUUUGAAACAUAAGAGCUCGUACUUUGUACUGGUAAUUGCAAUAAUACUAUUGAAAUACUUUUAUGAAAAGAAGAGGAAAUUCUUAAAGUGGAAUAGUGGAGAGCUAUGGGAACAAUCCAAGGCAGAUUGUAAAUUGUUAAAUUGUCUCAUAGAUUAUUGGUAUCUAUUUAUUCUUUUAAAAAAGAAUUCGCCACGUUUCAAUAUCAUCGUCGAGGUUUAUGGUUAUGUGAUUACCUGCUGUUUGUACAGCUUUGCAGAGGUGAAUGAAGAGAGAGAAAUUGACAAACACUCCCAUAGAGUAAUUCAAACUCUUUCAAAUAGCUAUUACUUCCUUCCUGAAGUUUAUUGGAAAACUUAUGUUGCACUUCUAGUUAGUGAUUGUAGAUGUUAUCAGCAUUUGAAUGAUAAUAUUACCAUUAUUUCAGAUACAGAUUUUGGAAAGAAUGUAUGGGUAAUCAAGUACAAAUUGCUAGCUUGUAUCUGUUCUUUAUCAGAGUUGAGAUUUAUGCUUAAUGAUCUUUCAUUAUGUGAUAGAGCAAGGCACUUUAUAUCACUUUAUCAAUUGGAAUUGAGAAUGAAAGAUUUCAUAAUAGAAAGUUUGAAAAGAGAAGGUGAAACCAAGUACACACAAUGGAAGUUUGGUUCUAUAGAUACAUCUCUUGCUGUUGCAUCAAUAGAUUAUUUAAAUUAUGUUGUUGAUAUUGGUGAGCAUGAAGAAUUUAUCAGAUCAGUGCUGAACCUAUGGAAAGGUUAUCUAUUUUCAAAUAAGGGAUUUAGGAUAUGGAUCAAUAAUACAAUUGCAGGUUUUCUCGUUUCUAACGAGUGUCCUGAUGAUUUAUUAGAAGAAAUUAUUAGAGCUCACCAAAUUAACUUGAUAGAAAACAAGAGUUAUAUUGCCAUUCUGAAAGGGGUUGUUAAAACUUUGAAUAGAGAAAAUUGUAAUCAAACCUUAUUGGAGAGUUUCAAAGAAUUAGUCAUCUAUUUGUUUGAUUUUUAUAUUGAGAAUGAAUCAAUGGAUUAUUUACAAACAUUGAACGUUUCAAAUGAGGAUUUGGUGAAGAUUCAUCAACAGAAUGUAAUUAAUUGUUUCAAAUUAGUGGGAUCCUCUUUCCAAAUCAUUAUGGAUUGUGGAAAAUUGGAAACUAUUCUCUCAGAAAUUAAGAAAAGGACAGAGAUUAUGUGGGAUAAUAACAUCUUCAAUCACAAGAUGAUAUUCUCCUUUAUUGGUAUUCUUGAAGAAAUUAUCAAAUAUGUUGAUUUUGAUAAUUUAAUGGAUGUGUUUAACAAGUUGAAUUAUAAUUCAUUUAUUAUAAGAUUAAUUCAUUCCAUAAUAUUUCAACAUGAAAGAUGUGAUGAUAUUAAACAAUCACAUAGGAGAACAUUUAUUGUAUUCUUAAUUGAUAACCCAAUUUUGGGAAAUGAAUUAUUACAUGACCAUAUAUCGCCAUUUAUCAUUAAUCAAUCAAUGUUGGCUCUGGAAUAUUUGACGAAUUUACAAACGAUUAAGAAAGAUGAUGUUAAUAUUGAGACAUUCGAAUAUAAUAUUUGGGCUUUGAGAAGAAUGGUUCAAAGUGUGGUUACUAAUGGAUCUAAUCACAUUGAUUUACAUCACUUAUUAGAUUGCCAUUUAUCAAAAUUUAUUCCAAUCAUGGAAAGAAUUCAAACACUAAAAGGUGAGAAAAUUGAAAAUCUAUCUGAAACUAUUCUAAGUACAUGCUUAAUAAUAGGUCAAUCACGAAUGAAUAUAAUAGCUCCACAAUUACUCAAAUUCAUUCAUUUAAUUUGCGAAAUUUCAUUUUCACUCUCCAUGGAAAAUGAUGAAGAUAUCUUGAUAUUGACUUGUAUCUUGAAUUUAAUUGAAUAUUUAAUUGAUAAUGAAAUGUUAAAGAUUGAAAUUGGAUGGCUAGAGGAAUGGAUCAAUGAUGAACAUCUAGUUGCCUUGAUUCGACAUUGCACAACAUUUCACAAAAUCCUAUAUAGGAGAAUACAUUGUAAAAUAUUAAUCUCUCAAUAG